Messenger RNA from Herpailurus yagouaroundi (jaguarundi), 1223 nucleotides. RefSeq names its product chromosome unknown C12orf71 homolog (gene CUNH12orf71). The transcript is spliced from 3 exons. The coding region runs from base 214 to 1191 and encodes 325 amino acids. Lineage: Eukaryota; Metazoa; Chordata; Mammalia; Carnivora; Felidae. The record is from RefSeq and is a predicted model, not a curated record.
UGUGUUGCCAUAGUAACCAACAGUCUCAGAACACAGACUUUUGGCAGUCGGACCUGUAGCCUCUGACAGUUGGGAUCUGAGGAUUUUUAACAUCCCCAGUUUAUGGCUCUGGAAUUGGCAGCGCCUUUUUCAUGUGGGCAGCCACCAGAGGAGGGCAUGACAGAGCGUGUAAGAUUCCUGAGGUGACACCUGAGAUUUGAGCCCUUGAACUCCAUGGCACACUCAUCCUCUAGCAAUGACGGAACUGACUCUACAGACUGCAGCUCUGAAUCAAACCUGAGCCUCUCUGUGGGCUAUUUCCCCUGUAAAGACACCUCCUACGAGAAAACCAUCUCCCGUAAAGACGUGUCUUCCAAGGGUCCUUCAAUCUUUGUCCCUCCUAUCCAAGGGACAUGGAGAACUGAAAGUACAGGCAGACUCCUGAGGAGACAAGACCAAAUUCAGGACGACCCAAAGCAGUUUUGCAAACUAAGCAUCACCCUGGCCUGGGACAUUGAUGUGGGUUCUAACAAUUCAGAUUCCAUAGUUAACUGGGACAUAAAUGGAGUCAAUUGGUGGGUAGACAAGUACCCUGAAGAGAACACACAACUGACUCUCAGCAAACUGGACGGUCUUGUGCAAAAGUUUGAGAAACUUCUGGAAAACCAGAAAGAUGAUGAUGAUGGCUCUGCAUUCCCUGAAUCUGCUCAGGAGGAAGAUUUCCCAUUGUUCAGCAGCUCCCCUCCAGAUAGAGCUCAGGUCAGUCGUCAAGAACAUGAUACUUGCCAAGACUUGCCCAACCCCUGCCAACACAGAGGUACCAUGCAGUUUCCACAGAUUCCUCUAAGACUUCAGGAACGCGAACUUACUGAGAUGACAAACCAGGCAACUCACAGCCAAAGGACAAGCACUGUAGACACCUCCUCAGUCUCAUCGGGUCAGCCAGAGAAGCCAGAGAAGGAGGGUGCUCAUGCCAGCAUACAGGCCAUCUCCUGUGUGAACCUGAGGUGGGUCUUCCACUGGCUGAGGGAGCAAAUCCUCUCCUCACUUCUCGGGAGACAACACCCGGAGGAGGCCACUGAGUGCCCCAAUCAGCGGGCACGAAAGAAAAGACUCUCUCACAGAGGCAAGAGAAUCCAACCCCAAGAUUCCCUCGAAUUAGGACACCCUCUAUCGCCUGAUAACCUCUAUUCUACAAUCCCCACGAGUUAAUUGUUUUCCAAUAAACACAACACAUGUUCUUA